AUGAAGAAAUACUCUAUGUGUAGAGUGUUUGUUUUAGCAAUAGUUGUAGUGCUUCUGAGAGUUCACAUGGGAAACGCAUUAACUUGUAGUCCUGUAGAGUUCAGCUCUUGUUUAGGAUCAAUCACAAGUUCAUCUCCACCUUCAACUCUUUGUUGCCAAAAAGCAAGACAGCAAAGGCCAUGCCUUUGUGGUUAUCUCAAGAACCCAAGUCUCAAACAGUAUGUUUACUCUCCUGGUGCCAGAAGGGUCGCUAUAUCUUGUGGGGUUCCCUUUCCAACUUGUUAG
Lathyrus sativus (Indian pea) is the source of this 285-nucleotide messenger RNA. NCBI's taxonomy places the organism in Eukaryota, Viridiplantae, Streptophyta, Magnoliopsida, Fabales, Fabaceae. The record is from the annotation of a GenBank genome assembly.